Molecule: messenger RNA, 720 nt
Organism: Nannospalax galili (Upper Galilee mountains blind mole rat)
Lineage: Eukaryota; Metazoa; Chordata; Mammalia; Rodentia; Spalacidae
Gene: Selenom
Product: selenoprotein M
Exons: 5
Cellular component (GO): endoplasmic reticulum lumen
Molecular function (GO): oxidoreductase activity
Source: RefSeq, a predicted model, not a curated record
GCGGAGCCUGGCGGAGGUGGGGCCAGCCUGUCCUUGCCAGACGUGGCGCAGCGGCCCGGUGGUUUUGGGUGCAGCCUGCGGAUUGUCUUCUGCCAGGUACAGAUGAGCAUCCUGCUGUGGCCGCCGCCGUUGCUACUGCUUCUCGCGGCGCUUGUGGCUCCAGCCGCGGCCGCCACCACCUACCGGCCGGACUGGAACCGUCUUCGAGGCCUGGCCCGCGGCCGGGUGGAGACCUGUGGAGGAUGACAGUUGAAUCGCCUAAAGGAGGUGAAAGCUUUCGUCACCCAGGACAUUCCGCUCUACCACAACCUGGUGAUGAAACACCUCCCUGGGGCAGACCCCGAGCUCGUGCUACUGGGCCGUAAUUACCAGGAACUGGAGCGCAUCCCACUCAGCGAAAUGACCCGCGAGGAGAUCAACGCGCUGCUACAGGAGCUCGGCUUCUACCGCAAGACCGCGCCCGAGGCACAGGUGCCCCAGGAGCACCUGUGGGCCCCCGCUAAGCCCCCCGGGGAGGCCCCGGACCGCGCCGACCUGUAGGCAGAGCUGGGACUGUCCUGCCUGGUCCCUGGGGACAGAAUGAAGCGCUCAACAUCCCGGGAGUACCUCCCUUGCUGAGGGCUGACGCCCGGUCCCCGAGCCAGCAGGAAUGGGGUUGGGGAGAUUUCUCUCACCCCUUCUUCCCCUCCCCAGCUCCACUAAAUCCCCUUCUGCCCCAAC